This is a messenger RNA of Protopterus annectens (West African lungfish), 1154 nucleotides long. It is a transcript of the gene SBDS, whose product is annotated as SBDS ribosome maturation factor. Lineage: Eukaryota; Metazoa; Chordata; Ceratodontiformes; Protopteridae. Gene Ontology annotation, biological process: ribosome biogenesis; cytosolic ribosome assembly. The transcript is spliced from 5 exons. The coding region runs from base 123 to 872 and encodes 249 amino acids. The record is from RefSeq and is a predicted model, not a curated record.
UUGACCCAAACUACGCAGUGAAAAGGUGAUGUAACAGCGCGUAAGCAUAGACAGAACGGUGUUAUAGGAAACAAAUUAUAGUAGUUUCAGGAGUUGCUUGACACGAGUUAAUACUAGUUGAUAUGUCUAUAUUCACGCCAACUAAUCAAAUUCGCCUCACAAAUGUGGCCGUUGUGAGGAUGAAGAAAGGAGGGAAACGCUUUGAGAUUGCUUGCUACAAAAACAAAGUUGUGAACUGGAGGAGCGGAGCAGAGAAGGAUCUUGAUGAGGUUCUACAGACCACUAGUGUGUUUAUGAAUGUUUCAAAAGGACAGGUGGCCAAGAAGGAAGAUCUUGUUAAUGCGUUUGGAACAGAAGACCAAACUGCUAUUUGUAAAGAGAUUUUAGCAAAAGGAGAGUUGCAGGUAUCUGAAAAAGAACGCUCUGCACAGCUGGAACAGAUGUUCAGAGACAUUGCAACCAUUGUGGCAGAUAAAUGUGUCAAUCCAGAAACCAAGAGGCCAUACACAGUCAACCUGAUCGAACGAGCAAUGAAGGAUAUUCACUACUCUGUCAAAGCGAGCAAGAGUACAAAGCAGCAGGCCCUGGAAGUUAUCCGACAGUUGAAGGAGACCAUGAAGAUUGAACGUGCACAUAUGAGAUUGAGGCUCCUGCUCCCCCCAAAAGAAGGGAAGAAGCUGAAAGAGAAACUGAAACCCUUGAUAAAGGUUACUGAAAGUGAACACUUCAGAGAUGAACUCGAAAUUAUCUGUCUUAUUGACCCUGGCUGCUUCAGAGAGGUUGAUGAACUGAUAAGAUCAGAGACUAAGGGCAAGGGAACCUUGGAGUUGCUGAGUUUGAAAGAUGUGGAAGAAGGAGAUGAGAAACUGUAACAGCCUACAGAUGAUGGUGUCGAUCACUAAUAAGAAACUUCAAGACUCAAUACCAUGCUGUGUGGUGGUGUAUUCUUUUUUUGGACUUUGCCAAAAAUAUCUUUAAGCAAAGAAAUAUCUGACUAAGUUCCACAUUAAAUUAUUUUAACUUCACAGCAAAUUCUGCAAUAACAAACACUGUUUGGCUACUUGUAAACUAAAUUUGUUGUUUAGCAGGGAUUAGACACUGGCCUAAAACUGUUAAAUAAAAUUGUCUGCUGACACGUAUUUUAUUUAACUACA